Messenger RNA from Myiozetetes cayanensis, 2499 nucleotides. RefSeq names its product mitochondrial ribosomal protein S16 (gene MRPS16). Gene Ontology annotation, cellular component: mitochondrial small ribosomal subunit; ribosome. Gene Ontology annotation, molecular function: structural constituent of ribosome. The transcript is spliced from 3 exons. The record is from RefSeq and is a predicted model, not a curated record. Gene Ontology annotation, biological process: mitochondrial translation. Lineage: Eukaryota; Metazoa; Chordata; Aves; Passeriformes; Tyrannidae. The coding region runs from base 126 to 524 and encodes 132 amino acids.
UAGACCUGGUCUCUUUUAGGCGGGUAGAUCUGGCGCGAGCCGAGGGGCGGGGCCGGCGCGAGGCGCGGGAACUGUAAACGGCCCCUAUUGCAUCAUCACUCCGCGCCGAAUAGUGGGCGGGAGUCAUGGUGCAGCUCGGGAGCCGCCUCCUGAAAGGCUACCGUGGCGGGCACGUCGUGAUCCGUUUCGCCCUCGGAGGCUGCGCCAACCGGCCUUUUUUCCGCAUCGUGGCAGCGCACAGCAAGCGCGCCCGCGACGGGAAGUACCUGGAGCAGCUCGGCUGCCUCGACCCGCUGCCCAACGUCCACGGCGAGAGGGUGGCUGGGCUCAACCUGGAGCGGCUGCGCUACUGGCUGGGCUGCGGCGCGCAGCUCUCCCGGCCCGCCGAGAAGCUCCUGGGUCUUGCGGGGUUCCUGCCGCUCCACCCCAUGACGGUGACCGGUGCCGAGAGGCUGCGCCAGAGACGACAGCGAGAACAGCAGGCGGGCAUUGCCUCUGCCGACAGGACCGGCGCCGGGCCCUGACAGACGUGCCGGCCGAGAGGCCCGGCCCUGGCCUGAGGAAGCAUCUUGCCCUCUUAGUGUAUGACCACAUUAAAGUGUCAUCUGCACACUCUACACUGUGCAUCUGCUGCUUUCUAGAGACUCCGUUCUGAAUCAAAGUUUAUUGUGACCAAAUUUGGUGCACAGAGAUAAAAGAGGUUUUGCUGCUCUAAUGCACAUAGAGAACCGUUCCAGGAGACACAUACAGCUUUUUCUAAAGGCAUGCCAUUGGCUCUAGCAUCUCCCUCUCUGCAGCAAUGGCAUGGCUACUGCCAGUUUCCAUUUGCCUGCUCUACUUGUCAAAUGUUUUGACUCCUGGCUCUGAUUUACUGUAACAGGACAGUCCAAGGGUUCAGGAGAUGCCUGGCACAGAAAAAUGGAAGUGCAGCUAUAUUUCUGUUUACUUUCUCCAGAGAGAUUCUGGGCCUCUCCAGAGAGAAAAAGGGAAAGAUUUCAGUCUCAUUUUAAGAGAGAUAGGGCACGCCUGAAGUUGAGCUAUGAGUCUUACUCUUACAUCACAUAUUUGACUCUCUUCCAAGAGGCAAAACGCCUGCCAAAGUCUCUCUCUUACCUUAGAUGCACCUUCUGCUUCUUUGGGGUUUAUUUUGGCACAACUCUAGCCUGUCCCAGCACUGCUGCCCUACAACUUUUGCUGUUGUCUGGGGUGUUGCAGCCUGAAAUUUGCCAACCUAAAUGUAGGCCCACUUUCACCAGCACCUUCCCCUCCACUGACCCUGCUACAGAAGCAGCAGUCUGGGGCAAAGGAAUAGCCAAUGGAAAGGUGCUGCAGCCGUUUCUCUAGUGAACAUCAACAAAAACCUUCCCUGCAGGAAAGUGGGGCUAAAUGAAUCAUUAUGUCUUUACAACCACAGGUAUGGAAAAUGUUUAUUUAGAUAAAUUAAACAGAUGCUGGAGAUCUCCCUUGGCAUUUCAGUCCCAGUACUCAUAGAAUUCUCAAUAUGUUUACUGGACUUAAUGCAAUUCAUUGGGUGUUAUUACGGUAAUGGCAUCUAAAAGUUUCUCCUCUCUCCUAAGACUGUCUCCCUGUCUGAGGAAGGGAAAACAAAUAUCAAGAAAGCUACCUUUUACACAAAUUCUUUCUUUUAAUAAAAUAAAGUGUAUCUCCUAUAGAGUACAAGAUGACUAACUACUCAUUUCUAGAAAAUAAAUUGACUAGAAAACUCUUUUGAAUAGUUCCCAAUAUAGCUUUUCUUGAUAUAUAUAUACAGUCAUACAAUUUUAUUCUAUUUGAUUCUUGAGAAGACUCAUUUUUUCCAUUCAAAGAUACAGCAGAAGUUCCUAAAUCAUUAGGUUGUCUUUUUUUGAGAGACACAGCAGAACUCGAGUGAACUGCAGACACAUGCUGAAAUGCUUACAGCUAGCUUCAUUACAGACAUGAGACAACAACUGAUAAAGUGUUUUCCCUGUCAGUCUCCCCAUUUUCCCGUCUUCUGUACAUCUGUAACAAAUACCUUAAUGAGCAUACACAAAUAAUUGCUGUAAAGCAGUCUUUAAUGAUACGGACUUAUUCAGAGUUAACCUUUAGGUAUCACUGAAAAACAGCACAGCAUAACAUCAUUUUCCUGCCUAAACUUGUGCAUCUCUUUUUCUAACCAGAAAUUUUCAGAUUUAGACAGAAUAUUUGAAGUGUUUGGAUUCCAAAAGCUAGAUACCACGUUGUAGCUCGCAGUUCAACAGGGAUUGUAUACAGUAAUUUCUGUAAAAUACAAAAUGUAUGACGAAGAGAAUAAGCAAGUAAUAACUUUUAAAGUUAUUUCUAUGGAUUUGGUGCAACUCUACUUGAUGGUGACAGGCCCCAUUUUUUUUUCCAGAUGCCACUAGUAUACUGCUCAAAGACCCAAAUUAACACAGAAUGAUGUUGACUUAAAAGUACUAUGUAUGUAACACUACUUUAAUAUAUAUGCAAAAUAAAGUCCAUAUCCCAUAAAAUAAAAAA